Molecule: messenger RNA, 2312 nt
Organism: Gastrolobium bilobum
Lineage: Eukaryota; Viridiplantae; Streptophyta; Magnoliopsida; Fabales; Fabaceae
Product: sulfate transporter 4.1, chloroplastic-like
Exons: 17
Coding region: 48-2177 (709 amino acids)
Biological process (GO): transmembrane transport
Cellular component (GO): membrane
Molecular function (GO): secondary active sulfate transmembrane transporter activity
Source: RefSeq, a predicted model, not a curated record
UAGUGCACACUUGCAUGCUCUGACCAACCAAUGCGCCGGUGGUGCGCAUGGAGAUAACCUACGCCUCACCAAGUUUCUCCGACCUCGCCACCGUUGCUUCCGCUUCCGCUUCCAUGUCAUCGCCGGCGACCUCCACCUCCCGCCCCGUAAGGGUCAUCCCUUUGCAGCACCCGACCAUUACCACGUCGUCUUCGUCUUCGUCGUUGCCGAAUGUCGCGUUCUCGCGGUUCGCCACGAGGCUCCGGCGAAUGACGUGGCUUGAAUGGAUCGAAUUCUUCCUCCCUUGCUGCCGUUGGAUUCGCAUCUACAAAUGGCGCGAGUAUUUUCAGGUCGAUCUCAUGGCUGGCAUCACCGUCGGUGUCAUGCUUGUUCCUCAGUCUAUGUCAUAUGCAAAGUUAGCUGGGCUUCAACCAAUAUAUGGACUCUACGCUGGUUUUGUGCCCUUAUUUGUGUAUGCCAUAUUUGGGUCUUCUCGCCAGCUUGCAGUUGGCCCAGUAGCAUUGGUUUCUCUCUUGGUUUCUAAUGUGUUAAGUAGCAUAGCUGAUCCAUCCAGUGAAUUAUACACAGAGCUGGCAAUAUUGCUGUCUCUUAUGGUUGGGAUACUGGAGUGCAUAAUGGGACUCUUGAGGCUUGGAUGGCUGAUUCGUUUUAUUAGCCAUUCGGUGAUCUCCGGCUUUACAACUGCUUCAGCUAUUGUGAUUGGUUUAUCUCAAGCGAAAUACUUCUUGGGGUAUGAUAUUGACAGAAGUAGCAAGAUCAUACCACUGGCUAAGAGUAUAAUAGCUGGAGCAGAUAAGUUUUCAUGGCCCCCUUUUGUGAUGGGAUCAGUUACGCUUGCAAUACUACUUGUCAUGAAGCACCUGGGAAAAUCGAGGAAGCACUUGCGAUUCUUGAGAGCUUCAGGUCCUCUUACAGCAGUAGUUCUGGGAACAGUUUUUGCAAAAGUAUUUCAUCCAUCAUCAAUUUCUUUGGUGGGAGAUAUACCUCAGGGCCUACCAAAAUUUUCUGUUCCAAAAGCUUUUGAGUAUGCAGAGUCCUUAAUUCCAACCGCUUUUCUCAUAACUGGUGUGGCUAUACUGGAAUCAGUGGGAAUUGCCAAGGCAUUAGCAGCGAAGAAUGGGUAUGAGUUGGAUUCAAAUCAAGAGUUAUUCGGUCUUGGUGUUUCCAAUGUUCUUGGUUCAUUCUUUUCAGCAUACCCCACUACAGGAUCCUUUUCAAGGUCAGCUGUUAAUCAUGAAAGUGGUGCAAAAUCUGGAGUAUCUGGGAUUGUUUCAGGAAUUAUAAUGACCUGUGCUCUUUUGUUUCUAACGCCUUUAUUUGAGUACAUACCUCAGUGUACUCUUGCUGCCAUUGUGAUCUCUGCUGUGAUAGGUCUGGUAGAUUAUGAUGAGGCCAUUUUUUUGUGGCGUGUAGAUAAGAAAGAUUUUCUUCUUUGGACCAUUACUAGUGCUACAACACUCUUUCUUGGGAUUGAGAUUGGUGUAAUUGUUGGGGUUGGGGUUUCACUUGCUUUUGUCAUUCAUGAGUCAGCAAAUCCACAUAUUGCUGUUUUGGGUCGUUUGCCAGGGACAACAGUUUAUAGAAAUGUUAAACAAUAUCCUGAAGCAUAUACAUACAAUGGAAUUGUAAUUGUUCGUGUUGAUGCUCCUAUUUAUUUUGCAAACACAAGUUACAUAAAGGACAGGUUACGGGAAUUUGAAGUUGAUGUUGAUAGUUCUACAAGACGUGGACCUGAGGCCGAAAGAAUUAAUUUUGUGAUUCUAGAGAUGGCGCCUGUGACCUACAUAGACUCUAGUGCUGUUCAGGCUUUGAAAGACUUGUAUCAGGAGUACAAAUUACGGGACAUUCAGAUUGCAAUAUCCAAUCCAAGCCCCGAAGUUCUGCUAACCUUGUCUAGAUCCGGUCUGGUGGAGUUGAUAGGCAAAGAAUGGUACUUUGUGAGAGUACAUGAUGCUGUUCAAGUUUGCUUGCAGCGUGUUCAAAGCUUGAAAGGGGGAUCUAACAUUUCACAAACACCACUCUCUUUAUCUGAAGACAAAUCAAGUUUCUUAGCCCGAUUAUUGAAAGAGAGAGGGGAGAACCUAUCAAUUACAGACUUGGAGUCUGGUAUUGGCAGGUCUCCACUCUCCAGGGAUAGAGAUUCUCAACUGGAGCCAUUGUUGUCAAAAGAACAUUGAAGUUUGCUGUAAAAAAAUUGUAUUUACCCAUUCUUUCAGAUAGUUUUCUAAUGAAUUGGUGAAAACCGGUAUAAUCAAGCUUACGUGUCUAAAAAUGAUCAGUGUAGUAUUUGAUUGGCCAAUGGUUGUGAAAUG